Phaeoacremonium minimum UCRPA7 is the source of this 3702-nucleotide messenger RNA. Its product is annotated as putative histone deacetylase complex protein. NCBI's taxonomy places the organism in Eukaryota, Fungi, Ascomycota, Sordariomycetes, Togniniales, Togniniaceae. The record is from RefSeq and is a predicted model, not a curated record. Gene Ontology annotation, biological process: negative regulation of transcription by RNA polymerase II. Bases 1 to 3702 code for a protein of 1233 amino acids. Gene Ontology annotation, cellular component: Sin3-type complex; chromatin. Gene Ontology annotation, molecular function: transcription corepressor activity. The transcript is spliced from 7 exons.
AUGUUCGCGUCGAUGCCACACAGCUCCAUGGCACCCACAUCGGCUCCCCAAGCUGUCUUUGGCGGGCCUCUGAUGCAAGAUGGUCCUCGUGGCACGGGUCCUUUCAACAGUGGCAUGGCUGGAGCUCAUGUCAUACCUGCACAGGGUGGACUUGCUCAAGGGCAACAACCCAUCCUGAAUGACGCGCUGAGCUAUCUUGACCAAGUCAAAGUGCAAUUCUCGGAGCAACCAGAUGUCUAUAACCGAUUCCUCGACAUUAUGAAAGAUUUCAAGAGCCAGACUAUCGAUACUCCUGGUGUGAUUAGUCGCGUCUCUGAGCUGUUCGCGGGACACCCAAACCUUAUCCAGGGGUUCAAUACGUUUCUACCACCUGGAUAUAGAAUUGAAUGUGGUCUAGAAGACAACCCGAACAGCAUUCGAGUCACCACUCCUUCUGGCUCGACGAUUCACUCUAUCGGCCAAGCCGGUCGAGGGAUUCAACUGGAUGCUCCGCGUAACGCACACACACCAACUCCGGCGGCUGCCUCAGCAGUUCUCAACGGUGCUGCACAACAGCAAGCAAAUUUAGAAAAACGCGGCCCAGUUGAGUUUAACCACGCUAUAAGCUAUGUCAACAAAAUCAAGAACCGAUUCCAGGACAAGCCAGAGAUCUACAAAAACUUCCUGGAGAUCCUCCAGACCUAUCAGCGAGAGCAGAAACCUAUUCAAGAGGUUUAUGCUCAAGUGACUACUCUCUUUAACAGCGCGCCCGACCUUCUGGAGGAUUUCAAGCAAUUUCUCCCCGAGUCUGCAGCAUCAGCUCGAGGCGGAGCUCGACCUUCUGAAGAUCUCACCAUGAACAACUCCAACCAAACCAAUCAAGCUGCUAGGGACGGCCCGAAGAUGCCUCCCGUGGGUAACUUCGCGCCUCCUGCCACUGCCGGCAAGGAGACCAAGAAGCGACCGCGCAACGACAAGCAGGCCCCUGCUCCUGCUACCGCUACUGCUGAGGCAUCGAUCUCAGCUGUCCGCGGUGCCCCGCCCCCGAAUAGCAACAAGAGAAUCAAGACCACUCAUGCGAAGGCCGGCGCGGUAGAUAUAGCCGGCGUCGAGCCCAGUCUCACUCCGGUCUUGCCUGAGCCGUUGGCUCCGAACGCCGAAUCAGUCGCGCUCCCGGAAGAUUUCAACUUCUUCGAUAAAGUCAAGAAGUUCCUUAACAACAAGACCGCGACCACCGAGUUCAUGAAGCUCUGCAAUCUGUUUUCUCAGGAUUUGGUCGAUAAGAACGUGUUCAUCCACAAAGCUUCUCAGUUCAUCGGCGGGCAUCAUGAGUUGUUCAACUACUUGAAGCACUUGAUCAAGUGGAACGGAAUGGAUGAGACUAUCGAGAACCGCCCUGAGCCACCAACGGGCCGAGUCUCCCUCAGCAACUGCCGUGGCUACGGUCCCAGCUACCGUCUUCUGCCCAAGCGUGAGCGCCUCAAGCCUUGCAGUGGUCGUGACGAGCUUUGCAAUUCAGUGUUGAAUGAUGAGUGGGCAUCCCACCCCACCUGGGCCUCUGAAGAUUCGGGCUUUGUCGCUCAUCGUAAGAACGGAUUCGAGGAAGGCUUGCAUCGAAUCGAGGAAGAGCGCCAUGAUUAUGAUUUCUACAUUGAGGCCAACCAGAAGUGCAUCCAGUUGCUGGAACCUAUUGCCCAGCAGAUGCUCACGCUCAGCCCGGCUGAGCGUGAGCAUUUCCGUAUGCCCCCUGGUCUUGGUGGACAGAGCUCGUCCAUCUAUAAGCGUGUUCUCAAGAAAGUCUACGGAGCUGAGAAUGGCAUCCAAGUUGUCAACGACAUGUUCGUUCAUCCCUUUUCAGUGGUUCCCAUUGUUUUGGCUCGCUUGAAGCAAAAAGAUGAAGAGUGGCGCUUCACACAGCGGGAGUGGGAGAAGGUCUGGCAGUCCCAGACGGAGGCUAUGUACCUCAAGAGUCUUGAUCACAUGGGCAUCCAAGUCAAGCAGAACGAUAAGCGAAAUCUUUCUGCCAAGCACCUGGUCGACGUUAUCAAGACGAAGCACGAGGAGCAGCGUCGUGCUCGAUAUGUCAAGGGCAACGCUCGAGUCCCCCGUUUCCAGUUCCAGUACAAAUUCGAUGAUCAAGACAUCAUCUUGGAUCUCUUGCGCUUCAUGAUCUUGUACGCAAUGAACAGCGGCCAGCACGGCGCGUCCGAAAAGGAGCGCAUCAUCGAGUUCUUCGAGACGUUCAUUCCCCAAUUCUUUGACCUACCUGAUGACAAGGUCCAUCACAAGCUUGGCGACAUCGACCGAGAGUCUGGUGAUGAUGAAGCCGACGAUGCUCCACCAGCUGAGUUGACGAACGGACGUACUUCGCGCCGCAAUGCCAAAAAGUCCGACCUGCUUCGAGGUGUUCUCGAUCCGGGCCGCAAUGGAAGCCGACCUCGCCACCAGAAGGAGGAUAGCGCCGCCUCUGGCAGCAAGGAGACCACUCCUGAUGUGACCUCAGCUAAUGAAGAGGACAUGCCCGAUGCUCCAGAGGACAACUCUGUUCCCGAGGUCUCCAACGAUCGCUGGCUCUCUACCGUCCCUAUGCCAACUGUUGUUACUGGACAAAAUCCAUUGAUUGAUGAGGACGGAGAGCUCAAGGCUGAUGGAUUCUUCCGUCGUCCUUGGUACAAUUUCUUUUGCAACCAGACAAUCUAUGUCUUCUUCAGUGUCUUCCAGACCCUCUACAAGCGAUUGAAGGAAGUCAAGGAGAACACGGAUAGCGUCGCAGCCGAGAUCAGCCGAGAGAGCGCUGACAAGCCCGCGAAACUGCUGGGACUCGUCCAUGAUGACAUCAAGUUCUUCGAGGGUUGCGACGCAUCGACCUACUGGUCUCGUACUGCUGAACUGAUUGAGGACUACAUUGUUGGCGAGAUCGACGAGAACCGCUACCAAGAUGUUCUUCGACAUUACUAUCUGAAGAACGGCUGGACUCUGUACACCAUUCAGGACCUUCUGAAGACUCUUUGCCGCCUCUCGCUCAUCUGCAACAACAACGAUUCUAAGGAGAAGACCCCUGACCUGAUUCAGCAAUAUCUGACCAGCCGUCAAUCCGAGGAGACCAGCUAUCAGACCGAGAUUAGUGCGCGCAAGUAUGCGGAGAAGUGCAUCAAGGAUGGAGAGAUGUUUGUCAUCUGCUGGUUCCCCGCAAAGGCCGAGGCUACUGUGCGUUGGCUUCAGAGAGAUGAUACGACGUUCCACAUGGACGAGAUGGAGCUGCGCGAGCGUUGGCAAUACUACAUCUCCUCCUGGACGCGCGCUGAGCCCACCGAGGGCAUCAACCGUUCUCGACUGCAGAAGGUUGUGCUCGCGCGCAAUCUUCCUGCAAAUGAUGCUGAGUCCGACAGUGGUUUCGCGCCCAAACCGCUCUCCUUCAAUGAGGGUCUCAUUCUGAAGAUCUGUCUUAACACAUCCAAGAUCAUCUAUGAGAAGGGCACCUCUAAUUACUUCAUCUACAACAUCGCGGCCAGCACCGAGGAGGAGCGCGCCAAGCAUGAGGAGCGCCAGAAGACGCUCACGGAUGCGCGCAACCAGCGCUUCUACGAGAAGAUGAUCAUGAACAACGCCUGGAUGAAGGAUCUCAGCCAGGAAGAGGUGCAGAAGGCCAACGAGGGCUAUCAGAAGUGGAAGGAGGAUGCAGUCACUCCCGCCCACGGUGAUUUGGCAGUUGGCAACGAGUAG